GCGGAAAGUUGCAUUCCUCAUUUUGAUCAAGUGAAUCCUCUGUAUCACUUCUCUAUUAUAACUUACCUACGGUACAACCGCUUAGGUUUCAUUAUCCUUCCUCGCCCUUCCUAAGGUACAAAGAAGAUACAGCGGAAGCGGGUUGGCUUCAGCUUCAGCUCUCUGCUUACUCUAUAGUUCUUUACUUGAGUCUGAUACUGCUGACUGCUGUGUUGGGAUCGCGGCUAUUUUCGGUUCUCUUGAAUUGCCCUCCUUCGUCUGGAUAUCUGAACUCCAAAUACAAGAUGAACGCCCCAGAUCGCUACGAGUCAUUUGUGCUCGCCAGUGGCGAAAGCAAAGUCGAGAUGGAGAUAGACACUCGCAUCCCCUCUUCCGCUAUUUUCACCUUCAAUAAAGAGGAUCACACUCUAGGGAACUUGAUCCGUUCUCGCCUGCUACAAAGCUCUCACGUCCUCUUCGCUGCGUAUAAGGUGCCUCAUCCGCUUGUCCCGCAGUUUCUGCUACGCGUACAGACAGAUGGCGAGAUUACUCCCAAAGAAGCUGUUAUUACCGCCUGCCAUGAGCUUGUGCGCGACCUGGGUACUCUCUCCCGAGAAUUCACUAAAGAGUAUGAGCUCCGUAAGAUGGUGGGGGCCACUCAACAGCAGAACGGUGGUCAGGAUGGACUAUAGUCACUAUCCGCUGCUGUCCGCAGAAUAAACUUGCUACGCGAUUCCUGACGUGCUGAAUCUUUAAACUUACGCAGCCGGAUAUGUUUCUGUUAUCAUCAUACCCUUUGUUGUCAAUAUCCCGCUGUUUUCAACUUGGCUCUGUUUGCAUGGACAGAUCGAAACGCGCAUGCAUCUAUUUAUCUGCCAUCAUGACUAAGUGCUUUUAUCGCUUGUUUUACUUCGCUUGUUUCACAUGUGAUUAAUCUAUAACUUGCUCAAUGCGUUGCCUUAAGCGUUCCAGGGUGACAC
Molecule: messenger RNA, 959 nt
Organism: Aspergillus aculeatus ATCC 16872
Lineage: Eukaryota; Fungi; Ascomycota; Eurotiomycetes; Eurotiales; Aspergillaceae
Product: DNA-directed RNA polymerase II core subunit RPB11
Exons: 4
Coding region: 285-671 (128 amino acids)
Biological process (GO): transcription by RNA polymerase II
Cellular component (GO): RNA polymerase II, core complex
Molecular function (GO): DNA binding; protein dimerization activity
Source: RefSeq, a predicted model, not a curated record